Molecule: messenger RNA, 1095 nt
Organism: Striga hermonthica
Lineage: Eukaryota; Viridiplantae; Streptophyta; Magnoliopsida; Lamiales; Orobanchaceae
Source: the annotation of a GenBank genome assembly
AUGCCUUAUCCCAUGAAGAUUCAGCCGAUUGAUUUCAACGCACCGCUCGAGCAGCAGCCCAAACCCGAGGCAUUGGCCAAACCGAUACUGAAGUUGAAAUUCAGGCGGCUUUUCGAGAAACCCUUUUCCGGCGUGCUGAGAACGUCUGCGUCGGAAAAGCUUCCCGGCGUAGCUGAGCUGCCGCCGCCACCGCCGCCGAACGGCGGUGGCAAGGAUGGUGCGGAAGAGUUUGAGCCGAGCUCCGUUUGCCUCGCGAAAAUGGUUCAGAAUUUUAUGGAGGACACUAACGAGAAGCAGAAAUGUGGAAGGAAAAAAUGCAAUUGCUUCAAUGGCAGUGGCACAGAUAGCUCCGAUGAGGAUUCAGAAUCGUACAAUUCUUCUGGUCACGCAUGCGAUAUUCUCAAGAGUCUGGUCCCCUGCUCGAGCAUCUCGGAGAGAAAUCUGCUGGCCGACACCGCAAAAAUUGUUGAUAAAAACAAAAUCGGUAAGCGAAAAGACGAGUUCUGCAGAAAAAUUGUGGCAGAUGGCCUAAUUGCUCUUGGGUACAAAGCUUCAAUCUGCAGAUCAAAAUGGGAGAAAACCCCCUCUUUUCUGGCUGGGGAAUACGAAUAUGUGGAUGCAAAAGUCGAAUGCGAGCGGCUGAUAAUCGACAUAGAUUUCAGAUCGGAAUUCGAAAUCGCGAGGCCCACCAAGGCAUACCGGCAGGUGCUUCAAACCCUGCCAAACAUAUUCGUGGGGAAAGCUGACCGUCUCGAGAAAAUCGUGAGUGUAGUAUCCGAAGCUGCCAAACAGAGCCUAAAGAAACGAGGCAUGCCCGUGCCUCCAUGGCGUAAAGCCGGUUAUGUGAAGGCUAAAUGGCUCUCGCCCUUCACUCGGUCGGGCUCGAACUCGAGCUCCAGCCAAGAUAACGAGAAAAUCGAUGAUGAUGAUUUUGUGUUUGUUUUUUCUAACAGUAACAGCCCUUAUCAAGGAGAUGAUGAGGUGAGGAAGCCAUUGGUGACAAAAUGGGAGCCAUUGGAGAUUAAGCCUAAGAAUCUGAACAGAGGAGUGAAGCUAGUUACUGGUCUAGCUUCUAUAAUUGAGGAUAAAACCUAA